Spirodela intermedia is the source of this 1230-nucleotide messenger RNA. The record is from the annotation of a GenBank genome assembly. Lineage: Eukaryota; Viridiplantae; Streptophyta; Magnoliopsida; Alismatales; Araceae.
AUGGCUCCGAUCUUCCCCUUCGCCGCCGUCUGGCAACUUCUCCUGCUCGCUGCCCUCUUGGUGUCGUCGUCCUUCCCGUUCACGGAGGGCCGAGCUCCCUGGCGGAGGCAAAGCCGAGCCUUCGAGAUCCCCAUCUCCGGCGACUCGUCCACGGGCGGCGCCGCCGCCUUACGGGUGGGCGAGCCCGCUCAGACGGUGUUCCUACUGCCGGACACCGGUAGCUCCCACACAUGGAUGUUCUGCGGCUCCCCGGAGACUCUCAACUUCUCCAGCUACUACAACGUCGCAGGCUCAUCCACCUUCUCGCCCAUCUACUGCUCCUCCCCCGCCUGCUUCGACCGCGAGGAGUGCUCCUCCCCCGGCGACCUCUGCCGGUUCACGGCGGAGUACGUCGACGGGACCUCGGUCAGCGGCUUCUGGGCCCUCGACACGGUGACCAUCUGGUCGGACACGGGAGACGAGGUCAAGUUCCGCAACGUCACCGUGGGCUGCAGCACGCAGCGGCUCUCUGACGACAUUCUGACGGUCAACGGCAUCCUGGGGCUCUCCCCGGAGGAACCGUCCUUCACCAGCUACAUGAGGCGGGAACUCGGCGGAGGGGCCAUGGCCCACUACGUACCCAGGGACGACGAAGGGGAGUACGAUGGCGACAGCGGCUUUCUCGCCUUCGGAGACGCCGCCAGGUUUGGCGCCCUCCGGGAGGGGAUGAAGCACGUCGACCUCAUCGCCGGCGGCGGGUCCUGCGAGGAACCCCCGUCUUUCUUCCUCGUCGGAGUCUCCGGCAUCUUCGUGGCCGGUGUGAGGGCGCCCGUUCUCCCGUGGGUUUGGGAUUUCGAGCCGGAGACGAACGUCGGAGGGGUGAUCCUCGACACCGGCACGCCGUUGACUUACGUCGCCGGCGAGGCGUUCUCCGGCAUACUGGCGCUCUACAGCGACUACUUCCGGCGGAGAGGGGUGCUCGCGUGGGAGGGGGAGGAAGGGUUCUGCUUCGCCGGCGAGGACUACGACCCGGAGACCUUCCCGGCGGUGACGAUCGAGUUCGACGGCGGCGCAAGGCUGACGCCGUUCCCGGAGAACCUGGUGCAUGAGCCGGAUGAGGGGACCAAGUGCUUGGGGAUCAAGGCCAAUAACAGGAGCGACGGCUCCAUCAUCGGCAGCUACUUCCAGAGAGGUUUAUACUGGGAGUACGAUCUGGCCAGGGGGACGCUGGGGUUCCGAGCUGGCCAGUGA